CCACCAAUUGCCCGCCACCACACCACUCUCCCGCAUCUCCAACCCCUCACAACCGCAAUCAUGGUCGUCAUGUAUCAAAUCGCAGGCCGCCAGGUCGGAUCGCACGUCCUUGCAAUGGCAACCCUCGGCACGUUUUUCGUAGGCUCGUGGGCCGCGACGGGCGGCUCGAAGAAGUCGGCUGAACAGGGCCCGCCUAUCUCGGCUGGCAGCAAGGACGAGGAGAAGUUUAUACAGGACUUCCUGAAAUCGGCAGAAGCGGAGGAGAAGAAAGCGGCACACUAGAGAUUACAUUGGACCAUCACCGGGACUGGCAGAUAUCACGGAGCGGAGUCGUGAAUGCAUGACCGAAGGACAGUCGGAGGACGAGAGCAUCUAGGAUUUCUAUCGGCUGCCGAGUUGUAAAACCUGUAGAUACAGCGCCAAUUGUACCAACAACUGCUCUCGUUUGGUUGCAUUUCGGGUUACUUUGAUCUGGGAUUCGGUGAUUGGAUGAAGGUAGUUCAAGUGAUGUUUCUAACUAAAGUAAUAAGCAACGAAAGAGGAUAUCAAAACUUGACAUAAGAACAUGGC
Mytilinidion resinicola is the source of this 570-nucleotide messenger RNA. RefSeq lists its product as uncharacterized. The transcript has 3 exons. Gene Ontology annotation, biological process: proton motive force-driven ATP synthesis. The record is from RefSeq and is a predicted model, not a curated record. NCBI's taxonomy places the organism in Eukaryota, Fungi, Ascomycota, Dothideomycetes, Mytilinidiales, Mytilinidiaceae. Bases 61 to 282 code for a protein of 73 amino acids.